Messenger RNA from Gastrolobium bilobum, 1609 nucleotides. RefSeq names its product photosystem II stability/assembly factor HCF136, chloroplastic. The transcript is spliced from 9 exons. The record is from RefSeq and is a predicted model, not a curated record. Bases 65 to 1246 code for a protein of 393 amino acids. Gene Ontology annotation, molecular function: protein binding. NCBI's taxonomy places the organism in Eukaryota, Viridiplantae, Streptophyta, Magnoliopsida, Fabales, Fabaceae.
UCAGCCGAUAAGGCAGAGUGGAAGCAAGCAAGUAAGCAAGAAACGAAGCGCCCCUUCCAUUCCAAUGGCGACUAUGCAAUUCACUUUCUCUUUACCUCUCUCUCGCCAUUCCCCAACCACUCUAAGAAAUCGAACCUUCCUUCCCAAAGCUUCAGCUUCGAGUUCGUCUUCAGGUUCAGACUCUCUUGAGCUGUUUAGUAGGACCAGGAGAAGGUUCAUCAGCGAAAGCGCUGCAAUUUCGCUGUGGGUCCCUCAACUAGCGAGGUCCGAAGAAGCGUUAUCGGAAUGGGAAAGAGUUUACCUCCCUAUUGAUCCUGGCGUUGUGCUUCUCGACAUAGCUUUUGUACCUGAUGACCCCAACCACGGUUUUCUUCUUGGGACGAGGCAAACCAUUCUGGAGACAAAAGAUGGAGGAAACACUUGGGGUCCACGUUCAAUACCCUCUGCAGAAGAUGAAGAUUUUAACUAUAGAUUUAAUUCUAUCAGCUUCAAAGGGAAAGAAGGAUGGAUUGUCGGAAAACCUGCAAUUCUAUUGCACACUUCUGAUUCUGGAGACACUUGGGAAAGGAUACCACUUAGUAAUCAACUUCCAGGGGAUAUGGUAUACAUAAAGGCAACUGGUGAGAAGAGUGCAGAGAUGGUGACUGACGAAGGUGCAAUAUAUGUUACAUCAAACAGAGGCUACAACUGGAGGGCUGCUGUUCAGGAAACAGUGUCAGCUACUCUCAAUAGAACAGUUUCUAGUGGUAUUAGUGGUGCAAGCUAUUACACUGGAACUUUCAAUACUGUCAAUCGCUCUCCAGAUGGAAGAUAUGUUGCAGUCUCAAGUCGUGGCAACUUCUACUUAACUUGGGAGCCUGGUCAGCCAUUCUGGCAGCCGCAUAACAGAGCAGUUGCCAGAAGAAUCCAGAACAUGGGAUGGAGAGCUGAUGGUGGUCUAUGGCUUCUUGUUCGUGGAGGUGGUCUUUAUCUGAGCAAGGGUACAGGGAUAACUGAAGAAUUUGAGGAGGUUCCUGUUCAAAGCCGGGGUUUUGGCAUUCUUGAUGUGGGGUAUCGUUCAACGGAGGAGGCUUGGGCAGCAGGAGGAAGUGGUAUUCUCUUGAGAACUACUAACGGUGGCAAGUCAUGGAUCCGUGACAAAGCUGCUGACAACAUUGCUGCAAAUUUAUACUCAGUGAAGUUCAUUGAUGACAAGAAAGGGUUUGUAUUGGGGAAUGAUGGAGUCUUGCUUCGCUACCUUGGAUAGAGUGUAAUUCAACAUGGUUUGUCAACUCGAUUGCAAUUUUGUAGCAGAUUACGUGUCCAUGUUUAGUAUUCAUUACUGUGAAGAGAGCUCUGGGAUCAAAUAGACUCCUUGCUGUUAUGCCAAAAACGUGAGGAGAUAUAGAAAACUUUACUACUGUGAAGAGAGCUAUAUUAUGUAAAUUUAACGUUGUUAUUGCUAUGUUACUAUUGCAUAAAAAUGCAAUUUUAUGCUGCAUAUGUUGUUCUGCAGAAGCAGAAUGCAGCGUUUUUUCAAUGACUGGUAUAGGUUAGUCAACUUUGAAACUUGCCCAUAUAACAUCUACAUUUAGUCUUUCCUGGUAAUCACUACAUUUUCUUUUUUAUA